AUGUCUAUUAUCGGAUAUUCAGAUGUUUGCUUAGGCACACAAGUGACCUUCACUACUCCCUCGCCUCAGAAGUGGGUUCUCGAGGAGAAGCUCAGCAAGGAUCUCCAAAAAAUGACCAGCCGUCAACUUGAGCUGGGCAGUGGACCUUCCUUCGCCGUGUCCAAGUACCUCUGCUACAGUGCGACAGACAGUAACAAGAAGGCAUUCAUGAGAAUUUACUUAGAGAUUCCCAACCCCGGAACAGAGUCCCAACUCCCACGGCUUCGACAACAACAGGCAGCUCCACCCCCUCUCCUCGCCUACAAGGAAGGAAAGCAAGGCAAUAACGGCGUGAUUCCAGGCGGCUACAUAACACAUAUUGUGUGGGAAAUGGUCAGGGGGAAGCCACUUGAUACGGAUCAGUUCUGGAGGCCUGAAUCGGCGCGUUUACGCGAGGUUGUCUGUACGAAGUUCCGCCUUAUCUGGGAAGAGUUGAAGUGUCAUGGAUGGCAUCCAGGGCUCCCUCUUUUGCAGAACAUUAUUUACGACGAGUCAAGCGGGGAUAUGCACAUUGCAGGUUUCCGAGACCCCGACCCCUUCGAUGCCAGCGAGAAAUUUUCCGAUAUGACCUUUGUCCUCUGGCGUUUAACUAGGCCACCCAGAGAGUCCGGUUGGGAGAAUGACCCUACCAAGUGGGCCUGGUAA
Molecule: messenger RNA, 684 nt
Organism: Penicillium concentricum
Lineage: Eukaryota; Fungi; Ascomycota; Eurotiomycetes; Eurotiales; Aspergillaceae
Exons: 4
Coding region: 1-684 (227 amino acids)
Source: RefSeq, a predicted model, not a curated record